Molecule: messenger RNA, 1329 nt
Organism: Ctenocephalides felis (cat flea)
Lineage: Eukaryota; Metazoa; Arthropoda; Insecta; Siphonaptera; Pulicidae
Gene: MICU3
Product: calcium uptake protein 3, mitochondrial
Exons: 11
Coding region: 88-1329 (413 amino acids)
Biological process (GO): calcium import into the mitochondrion; mitochondrial calcium ion homeostasis
Cellular component (GO): uniplex complex
Molecular function (GO): calcium ion binding
Source: RefSeq, a predicted model, not a curated record
GAGCAAUUACAGCAAGCAACCAAAUUAACUGCAAGAGAGCGAAGAUUUAUCAGAUUUGCAUCGACGGAGUUUGACAAUCAAUUGUACAUGACACCACAAGAUUUUCUAGACAGUGUGGUGGAACAAGAUCCUAGACCCCGUCUGAAGCGUCGACAGCUGACUUUGUCGGAGGUUCAAGCGCUUAAAUCUUCGACGCCUACGCUCAAAAAAGGAUCCCAUCAGAUGUUUAGGAACCUUAGAGAAAAAGGAAUAAUAUCUUACACGGAAUAUUUAUUUCUGCUCUCUAUAUUAACAAAGCCACAAUCAGGAUUUAAAAUAGCAUUUAAUAUGUUCGACACCGAUGGUAAUCAAAGAGUGGAUAAAAUGGAAUUUUUAGUGAUCAGAAGAUUGCUGGGUGGUUCAAUGGAAGAUCGAGAAUUGGAUGAAGGAACUAGAAAAGCACUUUUGAGCUUAGUUUCCACUAAGGAAAUGGCUACAUUUAUUGUGAAGCCUAGGAUAAAAUUGAAGAAGAAAUCAAUCGAACAGAAAGUUUCCGAAGAUUCUGAGAAUGCUGAAGCUAAAAUUGAACCUGUUGUAGUGAAACGUUCACUUAUGGAGCGUAUAUUUAGUUACGCCUAUCGGGGGCGACGCGGUAUGGAAGCCGUUGAGAAAGAAAACCCGAGCGUCCGUUUGGCUACGGAAACGGCUUUAGAUGAUCUGGUUGACGAUGAUCAAGGAUUGCAAAGAAAACAUAAAGUGGACACCACGUUACAAAUUCAUUUCUUCGGCAAGCAUGGGAAGGAUGAUUUGCAAUACGAGGGUUUUAGAAAAUUUAUGGAAAAUUUGCAAUAUGAAGUUUUGGAAUUAGAAUAUCAAGAAUAUGCGAAAGGUCAUGAAACAAUCACGGAGGUAGACUUCGCUCAAAUUUUGCUUCGAUAUACACAAUUAGACGGUGAUGUUUAUGACAUGUAUUUGGAACGAUUGUUGGACCGUGUAAAAGAUCAACAGCAGGGUAUUACAUUUCAGGAAUUCAAAGAUUUUUGUGAGUUUCUAAAUAAUUUGGAAGAUUUUGCUAUGGCCAUGAAAAUGUACACAUUGGCAGAUCAUCCCAUUUCUAAAGAUGAAUUUUUCCGUGCGGUUAAAAUUUGUACUGGAAAUGUUCUAACAAAGCAUGUAGUAAAUACAGUAUUCGCAAUAUUUGAUAAUGAUGGUGAUGGGUUGUUGAGUUAUCAAGAAUUUGUUGCCAUAAUGAAAGAUCGAUUACAUAGAGGCUUCAAGUCUGGUGCCAGAAGUGAAGGUUGGGAUGCUUUUAAGAUAUGUUUGAAAAACGAAAUGAAAAAGAAUACAUAA